Molecule: messenger RNA, 1174 nt
Organism: Nyctereutes procyonoides (raccoon dog)
Lineage: Eukaryota; Metazoa; Chordata; Mammalia; Carnivora; Canidae
Gene: TMCO1
Product: transmembrane and coiled-coil domains 1
Exons: 7
Coding region: 125-691 (188 amino acids)
Biological process (GO): endoplasmic reticulum calcium ion homeostasis
Cellular component (GO): endoplasmic reticulum; endoplasmic reticulum membrane; cytoplasm
Molecular function (GO): calcium channel activity
Source: RefSeq, a predicted model, not a curated record
GUCAGAGCGCUGCUGGGUGUUCCGGAGAGCCCGGGAAGUGGUCGUCGUCGUCGUCUCGUUUUUCGCGGGCUCUCGAGAGCGCUUCCCCCCUGGCGGGUGGGAGUGCAGGAGGGGAAGUGCGAAGAUGAGCACCAUGUUCGCGGAUACGCUGCUCAUCGUUUUUAUCUCCGUGUGCACCGCUCUUCUGGCCGAGGGUAUAACGUGGGUCCUGGUUUACAGGACAGACAAAUACAAGAGACUCAAAGCGGAAGUGGAGAAACAGAGUAAAAAGUUGGAAAAGAAGAAGGAAACAAUAACAGAGUCAGCUGGUCGACAACAAAAAAAGAAAAUAGAGAGGCAAGAAGAGAAACUGAAAAAUAACAACAGGGACCUUUCCAUGGUCCGAAUGAAAUCCAUGUUUGCAAUUGGCUUUUGUUUUACUGCCCUAAUGGGAAUGUUCAAUUCUAUAUUUGAUGGUAGAGUGGUGGCAAAACUGCCUUUUACCCCCCUUUCCUAUAUCCAAGGACUGUCUCAUCGAAAUCUGCUGGGGGAUGACACCACAGACUGUUCCUUCAUCUUUCUGUAUAUUCUCUGUACCAUGUCAAUUCGACAGAACAUCCAGAAGAUUCUUGGUCUUGCCCCUUCACGUGCUGCCACCAAGCAGGCAGGUGGAUUUCUUGGCCCUCCACCUCCUUCUGGGAAAUUUUCUUGAAAUCAAGAAGAACCCUGUAAUACCCAUCAUUCUUUUUAAACAUUCAAAUUAGACUGGCAACUAUUUUGUAGCGGGAGCCAUAGACAGCCUUAGGGCUUGGGCCACUUUCUAGUUCUGAGUUAUUUUUAGACUUUUUGGAUAUGCUUCUAAUGAGAAUGGCACCCAACAAACAUGAUAGUACUUUCAGUCACAGAUUAAUUAAGAAAAAAUAUGUUUGUUGGUUAGAUAAGUUCAGGUGAUGUUUAUGUAAUGAGAAACAAAUAGCAUCUUUCUUGUUUGGCUUACAUGAAUAUUUUCUGUGGGACCGACUCGAGUGUGUGCUAUGUGCCAUGUACCAUGGAAGUUGGCUCUACAUGAGCAUUUAGAGUUCUGGAAGAAAAAUUCAGUUUGUGAUAUCUUAAUUGGAACUAUUUGUUGUACAUUGUUUCCAAGCCAAAUAUAUGACCGAAGAUGAAUAAAGAAGCCAAAAUUUUAGCUAUUUCA